CUAAAAUUAAUUCGAUCCUUCACAACUUCCAUUUCCUUUUCAAACUCUUCCUCACCGGCCACAACAACUCACUGCCAUCACCUUCGUUGAUCUUCAUCUCCUUUCACAAAUGUCGGCUGCGAAAUCGAGCGCGAAGAAGCGAGUUCUGGAACCGGAGCAGCCGAAAUCGGAAGUCCGGAAGCGAGUCAUCCUCGAAGAGGACUUCGAUGCAGAUCUAUCCGAAGAUAUCAGUGUUCUGCUGACAGCAUUGAAACAGAUAAAAGAGAAAGCUCAUAAGGACGAUCGGAAGAAGAAUGAAGAGACGAUAUCUAGUGGUUUUUCAGAAAUCAAGGCAAAUAUCGAAGACGUGAAGUCCAAAUUCGAGAAAGAAAGGCAAAACUUCACCAAAGCACUCUCCAAGAGCUCUAAAGAGUGUGAGAACUUAUUGAAGAAUGAAAGUGCCAAGUUUCAAGCAAUCUAUGAGAAGUUCAUCAAGGACAAGACUACUCAUCUGCAGACUCUGAAAGACUCUGUGUCCAAGUUUGAGGAAGAGAAACUAAGGUUAUUCACACGAUAUGAGCAACAAAGGAAGAAGGAGAAGAACAUGCUGUCCGAACUCGAGAAAGACACUUCGAAAAGAUUGGCUGAAAUAGAAGAGUCGCUGAAGAAGAAGAAGAAACAGGAUGAUAGAACAUUUAGCACUCUGAGAAAGAAACUUGGUUCAUUUCUGGACAAUGCAUCUGAUGAGGAUUUUCUGCUUGAUGAGUAAAAUGUGGACGAGUCUCGUACGAAUAAGAAAUUUGAAUUACAGCU
This is a messenger RNA of Cuscuta campestris, 792 nucleotides long. The record is from the annotation of a GenBank genome assembly. NCBI's taxonomy places the organism in Eukaryota, Viridiplantae, Streptophyta, Magnoliopsida, Solanales, Convolvulaceae.